Messenger RNA from Xyrauchen texanus (razorback sucker), 4955 nucleotides. RefSeq names its product WD repeat domain 47a (gene wdr47a). Bases 146 to 2860 code for a protein of 904 amino acids. The transcript has 15 exons. The record is from RefSeq and is a predicted model, not a curated record. Lineage: Eukaryota; Metazoa; Chordata; Actinopteri; Cypriniformes; Catostomidae. Gene Ontology annotation, molecular function: protein binding.
ACCAGCGAGCGCCAGGGACAACAAGAGCCUCUCCGCCCAGGAUCCAGGAACAAAAACAUUAGACCGUCCGUGUCAACACACCCUCGGCGGACCCAAAGAGGAUUUCUGCUCCUUGCGUAUAUGUGGAGAUUACAAGCUUGCCACCAUGACGGCUGAGGAGAUCAUAAAUGUAAAGGAAGUGGAGAUCAUUAAGGUGAUCCUGGACUUCCUGAACUCACGGAAGCUGCAUAUUAGCAUGCUAGCUCUGGAGAAAGAGAGCGGAGUCAUCAACGGCCUGUAUUCAGAUGACAUGCUCUUCCUCAGACAGCUCAUUUUGGAUGGACAGUGGGAUGAAGUGUUGCAAUUUAUUCAGCCUCUUGAAUGUCUGGAUAAAUUUGACACGAAAAGGUUCCGGUACAUUGUUCAGAAACAGAAGUUUCUUGAAGCUUUGUGUGUAAACAACGCCAUGUCUGCUGAAGAUGAGCCACAGCAUUUGGAGCUGACCAUGCAGGAAGCUGUGAAGUGUCUCCAUGCCGUGGAGGAGUUUUGUCCGUCUAAAGAGGACUACAGUAAGCUUUGUUUGCUCCUGACCCUUCCCCGCCUCACCAACCACGCUGAGUUCAAGGACUGGAACCCCAGUACGGCACGUGUGCAGUGCUUCGAGGAGGCCUGCGGGAUGGUGGCAGAGUUUAUUCCGGCUGACCGUAAGCUUAGCGAGGCGGGGUUCCGUGCCAGCUCCAAUCGUCUAUUCCAACUGCUAAUCAAAGGCGUUCUUUACGAGUGCUGCGUGGAGUUUUGUCAGAGCAAAGCCACAGGAGAAGAGAUCACUGAGACUGAGGUUCUUCUGGGUAUAGACAUGUUGUGUGGGAAUGGCUGUGAUGAUCUGGACCUCAGUUUGCUCUCUUGGCUCCAGAACCUGUCACCCAAUGUCUUCUCCUGCGCAUUUGAGCAGAAGAUGCUCAGUAUCCAUGUAGAUCGUCUUGUUAAACCUGCUAAGGCUGCGUAUGGCGACCUCCUUACUCCACUGAUCAGUAAGCUCUCUCCGUACCCUGCCUCACCUCUGCGACGGCCACAGUCCGCAGACACCUACAUGUCUCGCUCUCUGAACCCAGCAUUGGACGGUCUUUCCUACGGCCUCUCUGGGCAGGAGAAGAGAGUUGCAGGACCAGAUGGAGGGAAAACAUCACCCAUGUCGCAAUCGUUUGCUAACUUUCAGCACCUGAACCGCAGUGUGAUGAUGGAGAAUUCAGGAUGUCACAGCAUCUUUGAGGAGUCACCUGAGAGCUCCAGAACUGAAACUCCAUCUGAUAAAAUGAUGAGCUCACCUCAUGAGCAGAACUCUCGACCAGUCUCUGCCCCAGGUCAGGAUGCUCCUGUACCCGGUUCUGCAGAAAAGGAUGAGCUGCGUGACUCUACUGAGCAGUUUCAGGAAUUUUACCGCCAGCGUUUGCGUGUGCAGCAGCACCUGGAACAGAAGCAGCAGCAGCGGGUACUCUACCAGCAGAUGCUGCAAGAGGGUGGAGUCCAGCAGCAAGAGGCCCUGCCCACCGCCAAGCACAAUCUCACAGAGACCUUUCUUUCCAGGUCUAUUCAAAGACUGGAGGAGCUCAAUAUGGGAAUGGAUGAUUUGGGAGAAGAGGUGCAGGCUCUCUCUCAGCAGUGUAAUCGAGGUGGUAAUAACAUCAAUGUGUCGAGAGACACUUCAGCCAUGCCACAGACACAGGAGGGAGGUGAAGAAGCCAGUGAUGUGGUCACCAGCACUCCUCAGAGGUCAGCAGGGCAAGCAGCCUGCCUUCCGCCCAUCCAGUCCCCUGUGCUGCCCCAGAGCACUCCGAAAGACAAGAGUGGACAGAUUGAUGACAGUUUGACCCAUUCUAAAGUCCCAGAGAAAGAGAAGUCCAAAGCAAAGUUUGUGAUGGUGAACACCCUGGAGGAUACACAGGCGGUGCGCGCCGUGUCCUUCCACCCCACAGGGUCAUUAUAUGCGGUCGGCUCCAACUCUAAGACACUCCGUGUGUGUGCUUACCCCGACACACUGGACAUGAGUGGCUCGGGUGCAAGUAAGCCUCCUGUGAUCCGCUUCAAGAGGAACAAGCACCACAAAGGCUCCAUAUAUUGCGUGGCCUGGAGUCCUUGUGGUCAGUUACUUGCCACCGGCUCCAAUGACAAAUACGUCAAAGUGCUGCCUUUCAACCCAGAAACCUGCAAUGCUACAGGUCCUGAUCUGGAGUUUAGUAUGCAUGAUGGGACAAUCAGAGACUUGGCGUUUAUGGAGGGUCCUGAGAGUGGAGGAGCAAUUUUAAUCAGUGCAGGAGCUGGAGAUUGUAACAUCUACACAACUGACUGCCAGCGAGGACAGGGGUUGCACGCACUGAGCGGACACACAGGUCAUAUCCUGUCUUUGUACACAUGGGGGGGUUGGAUGAUAGCGUCUGGCUCUCAGGACAAGACUGUGCGUUUCUGGGACCUGCGGGUGCCCAGCUGUGUGAGAGUGGUGGGGACAGCCUUCCACGGCUCAGGCAGCCCCGUGGCAUCAGUGGCAGUGGACCCAAGUGGGCGUCUACUGGCAGCAGGGCAGGAGGACAGCUCCUGCAUGCUGUAUGACAUCAGAGGCGGACGCAUGGUUCAGACAUACCAACCGCACACCAGCGAUGUCCGAUCGGUGCGUUUCUCUCCUGGGGCCCAUUACCUGCUCACAGGAUCUUACGACAACAAGGUCAUCGUCUCUGACCUGCAAGGGGACCUGACGAAGCAGCUGCCAUUGACAGUAGUGGGAGAACAUGCUGAUAAGGUGAUCCAGUGCAGGUGGCACACACACCACCUCUCCUUUCUGUCCUCCUCCGCUGACCGCACGGUCACACUCUGGACGCAAGCCACAUAGAACCAGCUCCAACCACUAGAGGAGGACAAUACCUUCACAUACACUGCAAAGAGUCUGAAGGAAUGGAUAUGUAAAAAUAUACAUAUAUGUUUGUGGCACUGUGUAAACAAAGGUGUGUGUGUGCGUUUUGUAAUUUGUAAUGGCACUGAGCCAUAUUGGGAUCCUGUGCUUUAGUGUGCUUGGCUGUAUGCAUUAUUCCAUUUUAGGAAUAUUUCACCCAAAAAAGAAAAUUCUCAUCAUUUUCUCACCCUCAUGCCAUUCCAGAUGUGUAUGUCUUUCUUUUUUCUGCAGAACACAAGCAAAGAUUUUUGAAGAAUAUCUCUACUCUGAUAGUCUAUACAAAUACAAUGCAAGUAAAUAGUGACAAAAACUUUGAAGCUCCAAAAACCACAUAAAAGCAGCAUAAAAGUAAUCCAUAUUUAAUCCAUCUAAAGCUAUCACGUUUUGAGCGAAAACAGACCAAAAUGUAACUCCUUUUUCCACUAUAAAUCAUUACUCGACUCAACUAAAUUUUAUUUACACACUAGGUACCAAAGUGCUGUAAAUGGCGUUACAAAAAAUAAAUAAAAUCACAUACAUACAGCUUAAGAAUGCAACAAGCAUUUAAAACCAAUAAAAUCAGGAUAAGAUAAAAUGGACCUAGUACAUUUUAUAAUGCAAUUAAUUCAAAGCUAGGGAAAAUAAAUACAUUUUUAAGGCCCCCUGGAAAGAGAAUAGAGAUGGAGAUGAUUUAUAGACAUCUGCAGUCUCCUUGGCUAUCAUGAUUUCAAUCUCAAUUAUACUUCCUAGCAUUAGGAAGUGUAAUCGAGCUUGAAAUCAUGGUCAUACCUAGAGAUUGUAAUGGCAAGAUGUACACUGAAAAAGUUAUAUUUUGGUCUUACCCAAAACCAAUUGGAUCAAUUUAGGAGACAUGGAUUAAACCACUGAAGUCUUCUGGAUUAUUUUUAUGCUGCCUUAAUGUGCUUUUUGGGCUUCAAAGUUUUGGUCACCAUUCACUUGAAUUGUAUGGACCUACAGAGCUGAGAUAGUCUUUUAAAUAUAUUUGUGUUCUGCAGAAGAAAGUAAGUCAUACACAUCAAAGAUGGUGUAAGGGAUUGAGAGAUAUGAGACUUUUAUCUUAUUCCUCCACAAAUAUUCCUCUACACAUAUACCGUGGCCUUUCUUGGAUUUUUAAGCAUCUCUGUGUCCACACUGCAUUAACGUCCACUUCAAAGCACAUCCACACUUGGCUUUUUAAAUCCAGCCUUUGGAAACACAUGCUGAUAUUUAGAGUCCUGCUGUAUUAUCUAUUUAAGCUAAUCAUUUUAAUGUACGAUAUGCCCGCUAAAUGCAAACAGUGUAAAUUGAACAUGUUUGAGUGGCAGGUGUAUCCAGUUUCCAAAGCUUGUGUUUGGCUGAAAAAUUAACAUUAUAUGAACUCCUGCAAACACUGUAUCAAAAUUCAGAUGUUUGCUGUGCAAGUAUCAGAAGCAACGUCAAUGUAAUCUGUCUUUGUAAAUGCUGUCAAGUAAGUCUGUUAUUUAAAGCGGUUUAUGUUUUAAUCUCACUGUUUUUGCUUGAAAGUGUUUGCAGCCCUGGUGAAUGCCUCUUAAAUGAAUGCCAUCAAAGUAUUUUAAAUGUAGAUUUGUGAAGGGAAUCUGUGUCCUAUAAAGACUUCAAUUUAUACAUAGUGCUAAAGGCACAUUCAAUUAAAUGUUUUUGGGCAUUGGCGCAUUGCUCUGCUAAACAUUGUGUGAAAUCUUUGGCAUUUGAUACUAUGAUCUUGCACUUUUUGUUUCUUAUAUUCCUGUCGUAUUUUAAAUUGCACUUUGUUUUUAGUUGUCUAAGUUGUAUAUUUUGUAAUAAUAAUGUAGAUUUUAUUAUUUAAUCCCACUAUGUUUUAUUGUUACAAAUAGGUUUUCAAUUAAAGUCAGACUAAUAUUUUGACAUAUUUGAAGCAUUAAUGGUGAUAAAACAACUCUCACUAAAGUCAAAUGUAGCGAAAUAUUGUGUUAUUUCGGUUUCCUUUCUUAAAUCAUACUUUGAUAAAGGGACUACUAUGGUAAAGGCCCAUGGGAAAUGUCUGCUGCUGUUGUGUAGAAUAAAAUCUUGCAGU